AUAGGAUUUAUAAAUUGUUAUGGUUUUUCUUUAUAACAGGUGGAGAAAUAUUUUUGAUGGUUGAGGAGAGAGCAGCUGUUGGAUUUUAGUUGUUAACUAACUCAACUGCAAUCUUCAAAUUGGUCCAAUCAUGUUCUGUAAGAAGUUGAAGAGGGAAAAUAAUGAUUUCCCAAGAAAAAUUAGAACUCUAAAUUUAGUAAGAGAUGGUUUGAUUAUGAGCUUGGAAAUUUAUUAAUCAAUCCACGAUAAAAACAAGAACUUUCGAUUACCAGAAGGGUGGAUUCAAAUGGGCUAACAUAAUAAUGCCAAAUUGUCCUUCAGGACUCGUUUAAUUGCCGUCGAUAUUCUUUCUGAAUCCACUGUUUGGGUCGCAGGAAAAAACUUUUCUUUCUUUGCGAGAUUCCUGAAACCUUGUGGUUCUGAAACAAUGCAUAUUUCUCAAUAUAAAUCUAUUGUAAAUGUAAGCGCAGAAUGUUUUGAUUACGUUAGUGGUUCUUCUGAUGGAAUAUGGAAUGUAAAACAUGGACAAACAAUUCUUCAACAUCCCUUUUUUCGUUUUCAACUUCAAUUAAUUGCAAUGUACACUGCUGCUCAUUUCUUUCACUUGUUCCUCAAGCGUUUUGAUUUCCCCAGGCUCACCUCUGACUUCCUGGCUGGUGUGCUUCUGGGACCAACGUUUAUGGAACGAUUUUUUCCUCAUGCAUCAGAACUAUUGUUUCCUCCAGUACCUAAUCAAGUGAUGGCUUCAAUGAUCAAGAUUGGAUACAUUUUAUUCACAUUCCUAGCAGCAGUGAGAAUGGACAUAAGCCUGGUGAAAAAAUCAGGCAAAAGAAUUAUCAUUCUGGGGAUUCUUAUAAGUGCAUUCCCUUACAUAACAGUACGAUCUCUAACAGUAAAGUUUGAUCGAGACAUGACGGAAGCAGCAAAGGGUUCUAGGUUGAAUAAUGCAGUUUUGUAUUUCAGUGCAUUCACCACAAGCGAAUUCAUUGAUGUUAGUGCUCUUCUCCUACAGCUUAAGAUCACAAAUUCUAGGUUGGGACAUCUAGCUUUGGCGACAACUUUGGUGUGCGAUGUGGCAAGAAUUUGUUACGACAGUACUGUGAAUUCUGUGAUGAGCAAACUCAUAUUUACAACUUCAAUACGAGCUGUGGUUCUGAGCUUUGCGUAUCUGAGUAUUUUUCUGGCAUCUACGGUUUUAGUAGCACAGAGAUUGAUAUUGUGGUUCAUUAGAUCAACUCCACCAGGGAAACCCAUCAAAGAUCUUUAUUCUAACUUUGUGAUAGCAGCUGUUUUGGUUUCUUCAUGUUUGGGUGAUUCUGCAGGGCUUAAUUAUCUUAUGGGUCCUUUAACUUUGGGGUUGGUAGUCCCUGCAGGUUCUCCAUUAGCCACAAAUCUUACAUCAAAGCUUGACACUGUCGUUUCAGGUUUGCUUAUUCCUCUCCUCUACAUAUUCUGCGCCUCCAAGUUUAAUUUGUGGGUAUUUCUCGCGCAUUGUAAUGAAGCUCUCAACUUUCAAAUGGCCAUUAUUGGCUAUGCAAUCAAGCUGGUAGCUACUGCUUCCUUGAUCAUCUUUAUGAUGAUAGAUUUCAGAGAUGCUAUUACUCUUGCUCUCAUCUUAAAUUUCAAAGGCCCUCGCGAAAUGGGAACAUUUUAUAGCUAUACCCCAAUUGAGCAAAAGGAUUUGGACAGUGUCAGUGGAGUUUUCUUGAUAUGUUUGUUGGCGUCAAUUGUAGCACCAGUGAUCAAAAUGCUCUAUGAUCCAAGCAAGCAUUACAUAGGAUAUAAGAAGAAAUGCAUCCAAUAUGCUACAGAUGAUGCACCACUGAAUCUAUUGGUCUGUGCACACAAGCAAGAAGAUGCAAUGGCUGCAACCAAGUUGCUAGAAUUUUCAAAUCCUACAAAACUGAGUCCAUUGGUAAUUUAUGGACUUUGCUUGGAAGAACUUCUGGGAAGUGACACCCCUUAUAUGAUCAACCACCAAUUAGGCCAAAGACGCUCCCAUUCUCAGGCUUCUCGUUCACUACCCAUAAUAGAUGUUUUCAACUAUUUCAUGGUAGGAAACAAAAAGGGUGCUCAAGUUCACGUCUAUACAGCAGUAUCGCCUAUAAAAAUGAUGCAUGAAGACAUCUGUUGGCUAGCAUUUGACAAGACAUGUUCACUGAUUAUACUUCCAUUCCAUAAGAAAUGGAACAGCAAAGGGAAAUUAGUAUCAAACAGCAAUGAGUUGAGGAAAAUGAACAUUAACGUACUUGAAAGGGCUCCUUGUUCUGUAGGGAUUCUCAUCGAUCGAAGUAGAACUCGUGGCUUAUCUUCCAUUUUCUCAUCAGCAAUGGUUUGUCGUGCUGGUGUACUAUUCAUUGGAGGUGCAGACGACAGAGAGGCAUUAGCUUAUGCCUUGAGGAUGGCAAAAAGCCCAAAGGUUCAACUAACAGUUGUGUGUUGUGAAAUUCCUGAAGAAAGCUACCGAGAUAAAUGGGAGGAAACGCUUGACAUCGAAUCAUUAACAAGUAUGAGACAUGAAAUGUCGAUAAAUGGUAAUAUCCGUUACAUAGAAGAGACGGUGACCAAUGGGUCUGAUACAGUGGCUGUGGUUCGAACAAUGGAAGAAAAUUAUGAGCUUGUAAUUGUAGGACGUCUCCAUGAAACAAAGCCAGAAGCAAUGUCUGGGUUAUCAGAAUGGGCUGAGCUGCCAGAGCUAGGGGAAAUAGGGGACCAGCUUGCCUCUGCAGAGAUUGAAAAUGAAGUCGCAAUUUUAGUGGUGCAACAACAAAUCUUGAAAGCAAGUCAUAGCAGUAUUUUAAAUUAACCAAAUAAAUAGGGGUUGAGUUGCCAUAUUCAAUAAUUUCUUUUUAUAUGUGCAAAAUUUUAAUAGACUCUGAUGCAAAAUAACAUUUAAGAGUGAUAUAAAUAGUAGGGAAAAUAGACUGAGAUGCCUAAUAACAUUAAGGCAAAGUAGAAAAGAAAAAAGUAGCUUGUGAUUUUGCAUUUUGAUAUUUAAGGGUAUACAAAUCAAUUUGUAACAAAAUGAUACCUUAAAUUGGCAUUGAUAUCUCAAAUGAAAUACCAUUAAA
Molecule: messenger RNA, 3071 nt
Organism: Manihot esculenta (cassava)
Lineage: Eukaryota; Viridiplantae; Streptophyta; Magnoliopsida; Malpighiales; Euphorbiaceae
Product: cation/H(+) antiporter 15
Exons: 3
Coding region: 428-2806 (792 amino acids)
Biological process (GO): regulation of pH; proton transmembrane transport
Cellular component (GO): membrane; endomembrane system
Molecular function (GO): antiporter activity
Source: RefSeq, a predicted model, not a curated record